AUGACGGAUGCAGGAUUCUUUAAGGGAACCAGUGCUGAGCAAGAUAACCGUUUUGCGGACAAGAAGAAAAAACUUCUCAAAUCUAUGAGAUUUGCAGAUGGAUUGGAGAAAAAGGUGGAUAUGAACAAAGUCAAUGUGGAGACUUUGAAGCCAUGGAUCUCACAGAGGAUUACUGAAUUAUUAGGCAUCGAAGAUGAUGUGCUUGUUGAAUUUGUUUAUAAUCAGUUAGAGGAAAAACAACAGCCAGACCCUAAGGAUAUACAGAUUAAUAUUACUGGAUUUUUAAAUCCUAAAAAUGCAAGAGUAUUCAUGCAAGAAUUAUGGGACCUCUUGAUAAGUGCACAGGACAAUGUCAGUGGUAUUCCAACCAAGUUUUUAGAACAAAAGAAAGAAGAAAUAAAGAAGAGACAGGCUGAGCAAGAACGUAUCCAGGCUGGUCUAAGAAAGCAAGAGGAACACAUAAAGGAGAGUCUGAGCAAAGAGCGACGGGAUAUUGACAGGAGGGACCACCGAUCAUCAGACAGGUCAAGAAGUUCUUCAAGUCAUUCAUCCAAAGAAAGCAGUCAGUCUCCUUCACCGCAUAGACAGAGGAUUGACUCUAAGUCCCCCAACUCUGCACCAGUUGCCUCUUCUCCUGGAAAUAAUGUCAAAGAAGAUUUAAAACCAGUAGAUGCUAAUGUAGAAGUUGUUGAUAUCAAUGAAGAUCCUGAAAAAGAAAAUAUUAAGAAUUUAGACAACAAGAAAAAGACUGAAGAACCCAAAUAUGUUGAUGAUAAAUCUGCAGUCAAAAAUAAAGAGCAGACAAAAAAAAGGAAAUCUCGGUCUUCAUCUCCAGAACGAAGGAAGAAAAGCCGGUCUAAAAGUCCUAAAUAUCGACGCAGGUCUCACUCUCGAAGCAGAUCCACAUCAAGACACAGAUCACCCAAAAGCCAUAGAUAUGUAUCCCCAUUCCGAAAAUCUCCAAGGAGACGGAGUCAUUCUCAAGAAAAGAAAAGAAGCCCAUCUUAUCGAAAGAGAAGCCCAUCACCAAGAAAGAAAAGAAGCCCAUCACCAAGGAACAGGAGGAGGAGUCCAUCUCCAAGAAAAAGGAGGAGUCCUCCCAGGAAAAGGAGGAGCCCAUCUCCUCGGAAACGCAGAAGCCCAUCUCCAAGGAGACGGCAUAGCCCUUCUCCUCGUCGGAGGCGAAGUCCAUCUCCUCGGAAAAGGAGAAGCGUUUCCCCAAGGCCAACUGGUAGUUCUUCAUCUCGAAGGCGUCCAAGCCCACAUACAAGAAAAUGGGCUGGAUCAUCAUCUAGUCCACUGGACAGAUGGUCUGGACGAAGAAGAUCACCAAGUUCAAGUUCUGUGUCAAGUAGUUCAUCUGGAUCAUCUUCAAGUUCAAGUAGCCCAGCCAAGUCUAAAAGAAAUCAAGAGAGCACCAGAAGGGACACUAAACAAAGCCAAAACCAUGAACCUGCAAAGGCUGCAUCUCCUGUCAAACUAGGCAUUCAGCAACGGCGCCAUUACCGUACCCAUGAAGACACAGUUGAGAGUUCCAGCAGUAGUUCUUCUUCUUCAGAGGAUGAAGCUCCUCCACAAAAAGAGACUCGAGAUAGAAGAGACAGACGUUCAGAAUCCCCAAGGAAUCGUCGGUAUCCAUCACCUUCUAGACCCCGUGAUCGUUAUGGCAGAAGAGACAUUAUCAGAGAUCCUGGUUCUCGGCGGAUGAGACGACGUCCAUCUCCCUACAAUGUGCGCAGAUCACCCUAUAACUAUGGUCCAGCACAUGGUUGGUCUCCUCGGGAACAAAGAUAUAGAAGAAGUCCUCCGCCACGAUAUUCUCCAGUAAGAACAAGAAGAAGUCCACUUCCUCGUUCACCUGGACGAUCUAGAGACAGGAUGCGUGGAUCAUUCCGCCAAAGGGAAGCUUCUCGUUCUCCCUCACCACCCAGAAGAAGAAAUGUUCCUUCACCUGAAGGGUUACGAAGAAAGCAUGGUAGAAAGGUAUCACCUGAGAGUCCUCCACAUCGUCAAAUGAGACAGCAUUCCCCUUAUAGAUCGUCCCCUCCCAGAGUGAGACGUUCAUCUUCUCAUUCCUCACCACCACCGCAACAACCUCGCCAGAAAAGGAAUAUUUCACAAUCCAGAUCACCUUCACCCCAAAAAAUGCUCCGUGCAAGUCAUUCCUCCUCAGAAUCGCCUCCUCGUGUACUUAAGAAGCCUCUUUCAGGGCCAGGUAAAAGAGAUAGAAGUCAUUCUGAAUCACCUGCUGCUCGACGUGAGGUGUCUCCUGAGGUGACCAUUUUGUCUUCAGCCAGACGUCAACAGCAAGUACCGUCUUCACAUCAGAAAUCUUCAUCUUCUGCAUCUCGUUCCCCUUCCCCAAAACGCUACAGACAGUCCACCUCUCCAAGUUCUCCAGUUCAGAAAAUUGGCAAGUCUAUGAUGAGCCGACAACCACCUUCGCCAACUGUUGUGCGCCAAAGGAAAUCCCGGGAACUUUCCCGCUCUGCAGACAGGGAAGAUACUUCACUUCAGCUUACAAAGAAACGAUCAAGGUCCAAGAGUCUGUCAGCAAGUCGUUCACCCUCUCCCACUCAGACAAGGAGAAAAAAAUCACAAUCUCCACUUUCCAAGAAGUUACGGGAUGAUACAGACUCGAAUAAGCUCCCAGAUCCUUCUCCUAAAAAGUCCAAAAAUCUGGGAAAGGAAAGCCAAUAUCAAGCCUUGCUAAGUAGUCCAGAGUGCCUGUCCAAGACCCAGCCAUCUGGUGGCAGUCCUCCAGCUACAGCUGGCAGAUCUGAGCCACCUACUUCUAUGGAUACAGAUAUUGCACCUGCUGCAGAUAAAGACUAUCACCAGAACAAGAGUCAAUUGGCUGUAAGAUCAGAUUCAGCCAAGAAAAAAGUGAAGUCUGAAGCACCUGAAAAAGAGAAGAAGAAAAAGAAGAAAAAAUCAUCUUCAUCUGAGGGUUCUGACAGUGAUGCUGGGGCAAAGAAAAAAAAGAAAAACAAAAAGAAACAUAAAAAGCAUAAAAAACACAAGAAACACAAACACAAGAAGGGGAAGGAGGAAGGAGAGGCUGCUUCUGACAGUGGUGCUGAGCAAGAGAAGCUUGAGAAGUUGUUACGAGAGAAGGCCUUACAGUCUCUGAAGUCCAAAUCGAAUGCAUCUAAUGUUAAUGAAGCUAGUGCAGUGAUAUCAUAA
Messenger RNA from Acanthosepion pharaonis, 3186 nucleotides. Lineage: Eukaryota; Metazoa; Mollusca; Cephalopoda; Sepiida; Sepiidae. The record is from the annotation of a GenBank genome assembly.